CCCUGGUGGAAUAGUAACAGGGACAGUCAUCCGAGUUUUUAGAAAGAGGGAGCAGAGCAAGAAAUUAAAGAAAGACCUGCAUUUCUAUGGCACCCUUCACCACCUCAGGAUAUUCAGGAGCAGCCAAGGGUCUGUGAUGCCCAUGCUGCCUGCGAACCAGCCUCAUUUCAUUCGUUCCAACCAGAAGGAUGAGUACUACCUAAGCUCACUACGGAGCUGUGCCAAUGAUGUUUUCCAGAGCUUUGCUGGUGCGAGGCGAUGGCUGGAAUGGAGGAAGGAGAUAGAGUUGCUGGCAGAGUUGAUGUACUUUUCUCUAACCACAUUUGCAGGUUAUCAGACGCUGGGUGAGGAGUACGUUAACAUCAUCCAGGUGGACUGCAGUGGGCAGCGGGUGCCUUCCCGCGGCAGGCGGGCAGCUCUCAUCAUCCUUCACACCUGUGUUCCUUACCUGCUGGACCGAGGACUGAACCGCCUGGAGCUGGAGCUGCAAGCUGAGAGUGAGGGCAUCCACGGCUGGAGAGCAGAUGGGGUGCUGGCACGGCCCAGAGUCUCCCAAUGGCUGUGGAGCACGGUCAAUGCCCUGACCAGCCAGCAGAAGAAAGCGCUGCUGCAGGCCAUCUACAUCCUGCGACAGGUGGUCUCCUUCCUCCACCGCUUGCACCUGGGCAUCUUCUACCUCAACGGUGCUUUCUACCACAUCGCCAAACGAUUCACCAACAUCACCUAUCUAUGUGUGCGUGGUCUGUUCCGUGACAGUGCUGGAAUCCGGUGGAGUUAUGAAUUGCUAGGGAAGGUUUCAUUGCUGCAGUUGGUCCUGAUGGUCAUCAUGCAAGUUAACAGCCACAGGCAGAGGCAGCGUGCCCGGCAAGAGUGGAAACUUCACCGCGACCUUCCAUGCUCAAGAAAUCCCUCCCAGGACCUCCCAGUCCGCAACUCCCGGUGUAUACUGUGUUUGGAAGAACGAAGGCACUCGACAGCUACUCCAUGUGGCCACCUCUUCUGUUGGGAGUGCAUCACGGAAUGGUGCAACACAAAGGCAGAAUGUCCUCUCUGCCGGGAGAUGUUCCAGCCCCACAAACUAAUCUACUUGCGUCAUUACAUUUAGGAUGAAAGAACCUGCAUUAGUAUGCCAAUUGCUGGAGGUGGCUAUUGCUUUAGUCAUGAAAUAGCUUGUUAUGGAAAUUCCCUGUCAGCACUUCCAUUUGAGUGAUGCACUUUUACCUGAAUAGAAUUAGUUUGGCAGUAUCCACUCGAGUCAUAUGAAAUAGUAAAUCCACUUGACCAAACAGGGCCUAAUAAUUAUAGCUCUUGGCAAUCAUACCAAGAACACUGAAGUUCAGGGUGUUGCUUAAUGGCUAAUAUUAAGUCUUAGACAAAGGAUGUGAUCUGUAAUUAAGUGCAGUAGUUUUCACCUUAUCUCCCCAUCUGCUCCCCAGGAUAUUACUUGUUUUUCAGGAAAGAAUGGGGAAAGAUGCCAUGAAUCUGAGAUUUAGACUAUGCUGUCUCUCAUUGAGUGCAGUAUUAUCCUCAUCUACUUUAAGUCUACGAUCUGAUGAGCAUUUGGGUGCACCAACUGACUUUCUUGAUUUGGGAGGUUCAUUAACACACCUGUUGGGAAUGGAUGAAGGAAAACUUAAAAGCUUCCACCACAUUUGAUUAUCCUUUAAGAAAAUGCCCGAUUUAAAUAAAUAAACACAGUUGAGUGAUCAGG
Molecule: messenger RNA, 1711 nt
Organism: Pristis pectinata (smalltooth sawfish)
Lineage: Eukaryota; Metazoa; Chordata; Chondrichthyes; Rhinopristiformes; Pristidae
Gene: pex10
Product: peroxisomal biogenesis factor 10
Biological process (GO): protein import into peroxisome matrix
Cellular component (GO): peroxisomal membrane
Molecular function (GO): zinc ion binding
Source: RefSeq, a predicted model, not a curated record